UGUAUUUUCAUGUAAUUGUUUUAACCAUUUUGAUGUAUUUAUUACAUUUUUAUGUCAAAUUAAAUGUAGUUAUUAAAUUUAUUCUUAAUCGGUUUUCAUAUAUGUUUUUCUUGUGAUAAAAGUUUAAAAUAAGAUAUCACUAUGUACACAUGGAAAUGAUCACCUACUUUAUUGAAAUUUAAAGAUAAUUGAAACAAGAAUAUUCUGCUUCCAAUGUUUUAUUUUGCCAAAAAUGUCUUUUUUGUCCUUUUUUUUUCUGGCAAUAAAAAAACCUUACCCAAUGAAAAUAGGAAACAAAACUUGCAAAAAAUGACAAAGGACAGUUUUGUUGUAUUGCCUAUUUUGUUUCUGGUUAUGUUCACAACUCUUCUAAUGGCUGGUGGGAUUUUGCUUGUUAUACAUUGCAAAACUUGGAAUGUCCAGGUUGUUAGGAGAACCCCAAUUUGUCUUUUGCUAAAUAUUUUGUUGAAGUUUUGAAUUAGAUUGAGGUAGAGAUGAUGUUCUGUUGUAUGCUUGUUGUUCGAAUUAACCAGUUUGGUUAAUUGUUUUAUAACAACAUUCUUUUGGUAAAUAUACCUUUUCUUCUACAUGAUGUUUUGUAAGUGUAUCGUUUCAGUAUAUUGUUUAAAAUUAAGUGCUAUUAUAUUGGAUUUUCUUUUCCCUGAUAUAUUUGCUUUGCUAAAUUCAACUAAUUUACUGGCUGUUGUUGGUUCUUUAUUUUAGCUUUCUGACAAAUGUGAUGUUUUUUGCAUGCAGUCUCAUUUAUGUUGCCUUCAGUUCUUUCAAAUUAUACGGAUUUUGUGUGGAUUCACAAAAGAUGCCUUGUAGCGUUCGACAAACCUAUCUAGAUAAUAAAAAAGUGUCAGAGGUAGGAAAGGCUAACUGGUCCAAGAAUUCUUUGCAGCUGAAUGAUUGUAGAAGAUCGUCAAAGGAUUCCAGAAUUUCUUCCUUCAAUUUGAGGAACAUUGAUCAGAGGUGUGCCAUUUUGACUUUCCCUACACUUGAAUCUGAUGGGCGGUGGAGAAUUGUUGCACUACCCUUGCAAUAUUUUGAUCAAACUAACCGUUUUGGAUCUGGAACUCAGUUGAAUAUGAAUGGUCUGCAUCUGGUCUCCUCUCCAUCCAUUAAUUCAUUUAAGGUUGAUGGAUGGAAGGCACAGAAAGGGCCUCAACCUGAGAUUACUUAUUCUGCCAAGCCUUUUAGAGACAGAAGCUUUUCUGGAUCCAAUAUGCAACAUCAAUUUCACAACAGAACCAUUGCAAAUAAAAUGACUAAAUUGAAUGAAGUGUCCAACAAUUCUUCCUGUCAUAGUUCCAUCGCUUACAAUGAUUCCUCUGCUGUUAUGUCUAAUGCUUCUAAUCCAUCUGCCAUGUUCAUUGAUUGUUUGGAGGAAUACAAGUAUACAAAGAGAAAUUCACGAAAGAAGCCAAGAAGGAAGGGAAAACAUAAAAAGAAACAUUUGUGUGAUGUUCACUCCAGAGAAUCAGAAGUCUGUUCAGAGUAUACCCGUGGAAGUUCAGCAUCUGAAAUCUGUGGUAACAAUGACAUUAAUUCUGGAUCACAUGGAACUUUACCAGAAGUUUCACCAUCUGAUGGUUUGCUUAAUAUAACUGAUUUUGCAGACAGCAGCAAUAGUGCUGUUACAAUUUUUCAAUCACCAAAAAUAUGCACAUCUGACAUUGAUGAAGUGGAUUUAUCAGAAUUUAUUGUACCUUCUCAAGUUCAGAAGCUUCCUAGGGAGCCUCAUGCAGAUAAUUCUGAAAUUGGUAGUGAAGACCAGCAACUUUCUAGGUGUAAAGGAGAUAUAGAGAGGAGACAUCCUUCACAUAUGGGCUCUGUUGUAGGUAUACAUCAGAAAGGUUUCUCUGAUAUGUGUGGUUCUCUAAUGUUGGACUCAGUUUCUUUUGGUUCAAACAGUGAAGAUGGUACAAGUGCUGGUCAUAGUGUCAAUCAAUUUAACGACAACAGCCAUGAAAUCAGUCAAUCAGAGCUACCAGGUUCCAGUACCAAGAAGGGGUCCUUCAAUCGCCUAAACUCAUUAUGUAGCAUUUCAGAAACCCGUGAUUGUGCUGAGGGAACCAAGCUUGGUCUGGCUCAUAGCAGCUUUGAUGGAGGAAUAAUUGCAUCAGGCAAGAGGGGUAAGCAGUUCAAAUCUAUUCCCGGAAGUUCAAGUCCUUGCAAAUUUGGAAGUAUAGGGAACUUGCAUAGUCGAAUGGGAGCAGAGAAGAGUCAUUCUGUUUGGCAAAAGGUUCAGAAGAAUGCUGUAGAGAAAUGCAACACUGAGUUGAAGACAACAAGUCCCAUUUGUUCACAGUUUGAUGUUACUUUAAAGGAUUCUCCUUUGCUGAAAAGAAAUUCUAAUGCUUCCUAUGUAACAACCCUACCUAUUACCGAUGAUAAGAAAAGGGUAAAACAUAAGGUUCCUAGGAAGUUGAAACGAAAAGUUAGUCCAGCUUCAAGACAAGAAAACUGCAGUUCUUCCAGGAAGGAGUCUCAUCCCAACAAGGUAAACUUAAAUUCUCACGUAAAGUCUGGCAUGCCAAAAAGUGAAAUAUUAGAUGUUUUAACUUCUUUGGAUGACCCUGGAGUAAUUAAAAGUCUUUCGAGGUCUUGUUCUCAGCUUGGUUGUGUGAUGGUUGAGACAAUGAAAUCUGAAUCAGUUAACGACUUUCAAGUUGGUCCAAGCAGAAUGGAACCAUGUGAAAGUGUCUGUGAUACUGCUUCUGGUUUGAAUAAUAUAACUAUAGAGAAUCAAGACAGCUUACUGCAAAAGUCAUGUGUCCCUUUGGACCAUUCAAAUUUGCUUGAGGUUCACACUCCAGUUUUCCUUCCUCAUCUGAUGGUGAAUGGUGUUGCUCAAACAGAAAAAGAAAUAUCUCUUGCUGAAAAUGGUAAGCAAAGCCAUAAUUUGAAUGCUGUUCUCCAGAAAUGGAUACCUAUUGGGAUAAAGGAUCCUGGAUUUACAACAACUGCCAGAUCUGCCAAUUUGUCAUUGGAACAUUCUAAUGAGCCAGAUGCUAAAGAGGAGACUUUCAAAAUUACUUUUGAAGAGAAAGUUGCUCCCUGUUCUAAGAAUCUUUCUUCAGAGAAUACUGGAACAAUGUGUAGCAUUAGGAAUGAUUCAAGACUUGCAAUUAGUUCUCCUGAAAAUGAGAACCAUAUUCAAAAAGUGAGGAAUCUGAAUGCUUGCGUAAAUGAUAAUGAAGACAAGCAAAAUGGGGCUAAUUUCUUUAUUGAUGAAACUAAGGAACAAAAUUUAUCAGCAACUGAUUUAAGCAAGAUAGCGAAGGCAUUGAAUGAAGCCUAUAGGGCACAAAUGGCAUCUGAAGCUGUUCAGAUGGCCACUGGGAGUCCCAUUGCUGAGUUUGAAAGGCUUCUUCACUUUUGUUCUCCAGUUAUUUGUCAUUCAUACAGUUCAGUAGGCUGUCAAACUUGCUUGCUGGACCAGCGUCCUAGUGCUCUAUUGUGUAGACAUGAGAUUCCAAACAUCCGAUUGGGAUGUCUAUGGCAGUGGUAUGAGAAACAUGGAAGCUAUGGAUUAGAAAUAAGGGCAGAAGAUUAUGAAAGUCCAAGGCGGUUGAGCGUUGAUCAGUUUGAAUUUCGUGCCUACUUUGUGCCUUUCUUGUCGGCAGUUCAAGUCUUUAGGAACAGUAAAAGUCAUUCCACCCAUAGUAACACCAGAAUUUCUUCUCCUGGAGUUUCUAAGGCUUGUGAUAUUGGUUCCACUUCACUAAACUCUACUAAUGUCGAUCAUCUUCCAAUAUUUUCAGUUCUUGUUCCACAGUCGCACACUACAGAACCAAGUAGUCAGUCCCAAGUAAAUGAUGUGGUUAGAUCUGAACCAUCUGCAGCUUCUUCUAAAGAUAUGUUACCUGUUGAAUCUGUUGACUUGGCAUGUUCUGAUUGUCUUGAACUAGUUUUUGAGUACUUUGAAUCUGAACAGCCUCAGCAAAGACGAGCAUUAUGUGAAAAGAUACAAGAACUGGUUAGAGGCGAUGUAUCUCCUCAGUGCAAAAUGUAUGGGGAUCCAGUUAAUCUGAACUCCAUAAAUAUACAUGAUCUGCAUCCUCGAUCUUGGUAUUCUGUUGCAUGGUAUCCUAUUUAUAGAAUUCCAGAUGGAAAUUUUCGUGCAGCAUUUUUGACAUACCAUUCACUUGGCCAUUUUGUUCGUAGAAGUUCCAAGUUUGAUUACCCUAGUGUGGAUUCAUGUAUAGUAUCUCCUGUUGUUGGUCUUCAGAGUUACAAUGCUCAGGGUGAAUGCUGGUUCCAGCCGAGGCACUCUACAAUGAAUGAUACUUCUGGAACCCAGAGCUUAAUCCCUUCUGAAAUACUGAAGGAGCGGUUAAGGACUCUCGAGGAGACUGCAUCUCUUAUGGCAAGGGCUGUUGUCAACAAAGGAAUUCAGACAUCAGUUAACAGACACCCGGAUUACGAGUUCUUCCUCUCUAGGCAACGACAGUGAAUUAUGUAAAAUUAACAAGUAGCCUCUUCACCUUGUCAAUUAGUUCAGCUAUGUUCAGGUAGAAGUUAACCUUAAUAGGGAGUUCAGUUCAUAGUGUUAUUUGGCCAGUGAAUGCUAUAUUUAUUAUGUACAGUUUGUAUGAGGUCCUUUUGUCUUCAAAACUUGGUAGAAGGUGCAUAGCUUUAGCAGACAAGCCGGACGAUGUAUAUAAGUUUGUUUAAUCAAAGUUGAAAAUUUUACAAGUUUAUAGUGUUCAAACCAUGCAUAGAAGCCCACAAACAUGCAGGUUUUACAUAAGAUGAAUUAAUAAGUAAAUUGCAUCAAGUGUUUGCUUUCAGAAAAAUAUAGGGAGAAGCAUGAGAUUAUGAUAUAUCAUGAAGCCAGGAAUCAUGUUUGACCCCAUUGAAGGUGAUAUUUUCAUCUCUGAUACCUUCAGCUGGACUAGUGAAUGGAUGUGGAUGCAGCGUUUUUUUGCCAGGCAGGCUCCACCCAAUAUUGAUUGUUUGAUCAGACCUAUGUUUUGU
Messenger RNA from Durio zibethinus, 4986 nucleotides. The record is from RefSeq and is a predicted model, not a curated record. NCBI's taxonomy places the organism in Eukaryota, Viridiplantae, Streptophyta, Magnoliopsida, Malvales, Malvaceae.